GGCGUCCGCACUCGCCGCGCCGCACGAGUUGCACUGCUCUGGCGGACCGGACCUGGACUCUAUAUAAAGAGCCCAUCUGCUCCGUAGCUCGCACGCUUCUCCCGGGCCGGCGCACGCCGCGUCCCUCCAGCUCCCCCAGACACCUGCCCCUUCCCAGUGUGCCGCGCCAGGUCCUCCAGACCCGCGCACCCAGUGGCAUGGCUCCGAGUGGCUCCCGUGGGACCAGGGUGGCGGUGGCGGCGGCGCGGCCCGAGCAGCCGCAACUCCAGCCCCCGUGUCUCCCCUUUUAUGGCUCCGUCUCCGCGGGGCAGCUCGUCCGAGUGGCCAGAGAGUGAAAAGAGAGGGAGGGCAGAGCUCCGGCGCGAGGCGCGGCGCAGCGCUGCUCCUAGACUUCACCCCACCCAGCUCUGGCGGCCGCUGCAGCCCCCCAAAAGUGCCCCAGCUUGGGGCGAGGGGUGGGAAUGCAAGAUCUCGGGACCUCUCGCUGGCCUGCAAGCUUUGGUCUCUACACCUAGGAAACUCCUGUGGGCAAAGUCUGCAGAUCCAAAAGCGUCCAGGUUAGGAGACGCUCAGCCUCAAGCAACUGGGGUAAGAGAUCCCAUUUGGUCAAAGCCUUCUCCUCAAGCAGUACUUCACCCUCCUGCACUAGACGCCUCCAGGGAGCUGGAGCGGAGCAGGGCUCGGUGGGCCAGCUCUUAGCAACCCAGGGCUAAGACCCGGUGUGGAGAGGAACAACCACAGACGCGGCGGCUUCGCUAGGCGCUCUGGAAGUGCAGGGGAGGCGCCCGCCUGCCUUGGCUGCCGCACCCAUGACCUCUAGUUUCAGCUGUGAACCUGGGCGGAGGAAUAAUUGAGGAACUCACGGAACUAUCAACUGGGGACAAACCUGCGAUCGCCACGGUCCUUCCGCCCUCUCCUUCGUCCGCUCCAUGCCCAAGAGCUGCGCUCCGGAGCUGGGGCGAGGAGAGCCAUGGAGGAACCGGGUGCUCAGUGCGCUCCACCGUCGCCCGCGGGCUCCGAGACCUGGGUUCCUCAAGCCAACUUAUCCUCUGCUCCCUCCCAAAACUGCAGCGCCAAGGACUACAUUUACCAGGACUCCAUCGCCCUACCCUGGAAAGUACUGCUGGUUAUGCUAUUGGCGCUCAUCACCUUGGCCACCACGCUCUCCAAUGCCUUUGUGAUUGCCACAGUGUACCGGACCCGGAAACUGCACACCCCGGCUAACUACCUGAUCGCCUCUCUGGCGGUCACCGACCUGCUUGUGUCCAUCCUGGUGAUGCCCAUCAGCACCAUGUACACUGUCACCGGCCGCUGGACACUGGGCCAGGUGGUCUGUGACUUCUGGCUGUCGUCGGACAUCACUUGUUGCACUGCCUCCAUCCUGCACCUCUGUGUCAUCGCCCUGGACCGCUACUGGGCCAUCACGGACGCCGUGGAGUACUCAGCUAAAAGGACUCCCAAGAGGGCGGCGGUCAUGAUCGCGCUGGUGUGGGUCUUCUCCAUCUCUAUCUCGCUACCGCCCUUCUUCUGGCGUCAGGCCAAGGCCGAAGAGGAGGUGUCGGAAUGCGUGGUGAACACCGACCACAUCCUCUACACGGUCUACUCCACGGUGGGUGCUUUCUACUUCCCCACCCUGCUCCUCAUCGCCCUCUAUGGCCGCAUCUACGUAGAAGCCCGCUCCCGGAUUUUGAAACAGACGCCCAACAGGACCGGCAAGCGCUUGACCCGAGCCCAGCUGAUAACCGACUCCCCCGGGUCCACGUCCUCGGUCACCUCUAUUAACUCGCGGGUUCCCGACGUGCCCAGCGAAUCCGGGUCUCCUGUGUAUGUGAACCAAGUCAAAGUGCGAGUCUCCGACGCUCUGCUGGAAAAGAAGAAACUCAUGGCCGCUAGGGAGCGCAAAGCCACCAAGACCCUAGGGAUCAUUUUGGGAGCCUUUAUUGUGUGUUGGCUACCCUUCUUCAUCAUCUCCCUAGUGAUGCCUAUCUGCAAAGAUGCCUGCUGGUUCCACCUAGCCAUCUUUGACUUCUUCACAUGGCUGGGCUAUCUCAACUCCCUCAUCAACCCCAUAAUCUAUACCAUGUCCAAUGAGGACUUUAAACAAGCAUUCCAUAAACUGAUACGUUUUAAGUGCACAAGUUGACUUGCCAUUUGCAGUGGGGUCGCCUAAGCGACCUUUGGGGACCAAGUUGUGUCUGGUUCCACAGGCAGGAUCUUGCUAUGUUGCCCAGGCUGGUUUUGAACUUCUGGCCUAAAGUGAUCCUCCUGCCUUGGCCUCCCAAAGUGCUGGAAUUACAGACGUGAGUCAUCAUGCCCAUCCUCCUAUUAUCUUUUUAACAUUUUUGCUUUCUUU
Messenger RNA from Gorilla gorilla gorilla (western lowland gorilla), 2353 nucleotides. RefSeq names its product 5-hydroxytryptamine receptor 1B (gene HTR1B). The record is from RefSeq and is a predicted model, not a curated record. Lineage: Eukaryota; Metazoa; Chordata; Mammalia; Primates; Hominidae. The coding region runs from base 971 to 2143 and encodes 390 amino acids. Gene Ontology annotation, molecular function: G protein-coupled serotonin receptor activity. Gene Ontology annotation, biological process: chemical synaptic transmission; regulation of behavior; vasoconstriction. The transcript is spliced from 2 exons. Gene Ontology annotation, cellular component: plasma membrane.